This is a messenger RNA of Megalobrama amblycephala (Wuchang bream), 1264 nucleotides long. Its product is annotated as gastrula zinc finger protein XlCGF7.1-like. The transcript is spliced from 3 exons. The record is from RefSeq and is a predicted model, not a curated record. The coding region runs from base 155 to 1057 and encodes 300 amino acids. Lineage: Eukaryota; Metazoa; Chordata; Actinopteri; Cypriniformes; Xenocyprididae.
AUUUCAGGCAGCAAAGUGUAAACAGGACCUUUAUUUUGCUGCGAUGCCGUGACGUCAUAAGGCUGCGACGCACUCCUUGCAUUUGUUUAUUCGGCUGAAGAAAGGACAAACUCACAGAAAGCAUCCUGAUGAAGCGACUGACACUAUUAUAAAGAUGCCGUUUAUUAAAGAGGAGAGUGAAGACAUGAAGAUGGUGUUUAUUAAAGAGGAGAUUGAAGACAUAAAGAUGUCAUUUAUUAAAGAGGAGAUUGAAGACAUGAAGAUUGAAGAAACAUUCAGAGUGAAACAAGAAGAAACAAAGGAACAAACAGACCUAAUGAUGCUGAAAGAGGAGAGUGAAGUACUGAAUGAAAUGGAAGAGAAAGAUCAAUAUAAGAAUCACCAUGAUCUUAUAGCGGGCCAAAAAACUUUUAGUUGCUCGCAGACUGAAAAGACUUCCUCACGAAAAAGGGCUAUAAAGAUAGAAACUAGAAGGAUUUGUACAUGCCAACAGUGUGGAAACAGAUUUACUCAUAAAGGAAGCCUUAACAGGCAUAUGAGGAUUCACAAUGGAGAGAAGCCAUUCACGUGUCCUCAAUGUGGAAGAAGUUUCAAUCAACAUGGAAACCUUAAAGCCCACAUGACAAUUCACACUGAAGUGAAGCCUUAUCCCUGCCAACAGUGUGGAAAGAGUUUCGAUCAACAUGAAAAGCUUAACAUCCACAUGAGUAUUCACACAGGAGAGAAGCCUUACAUCUGCCAGCAGUGUGGAAAGAGUUUCACUCAAAAAGUAAGCCUUAACAGACACAUGAGAGUUCACACUGGAGAAAAGCCUUACACUUGCCAACAGUGUGGAAAGAGUUUCACUCAAAUUGGAAAUCUUAACAUCCACAUGAGUGUUCACACUGGAGAGAAGCCUUACACCUGCCAACAGUGUGGGAAAAGUUUUAAGCGAAAAGGAAACCUUAACAGGCACAAGAGUGUUCACGCUGAAGAGACACCUUACACCUGCAAACAAUGUGGGAAACGUUUCAACCGAAAAGAAAACCUUAAAAGGCACAUGGGAUUUCACACUUGAGAGAAGCCAUUUAUGUGGUCACCGUGGAAAAAGUGUUAGGUAUAAAGUUAUGAAGUUUUAGUUUGUCAUCCUCAUGAAAUGAUUUUCACAGACAGGAAACACCUCAUGUUUGAGAGAUUGUAUAAUGUACUGAUUACUGUUAUUGUACUGAAAUCCCUGUUAAUGUCCAGUGACUACAAGAGGAAUAAAGAAGCCAGAGUCAAGAAA